Paramecium octaurelia is the source of this 10420-nucleotide messenger RNA. The record is from the annotation of a GenBank genome assembly. NCBI's taxonomy places the organism in Eukaryota, Ciliophora, Oligohymenophorea, Peniculida, Parameciidae.
AUGGCUGAUAAAAAGUAGUAAGCUUAAGCAAAACCUGGAGUGAAAUUCCAGGAUCAACCAGCAGGUGUUUAGUAAGUGGAAAACAAACCAUACGUAAUUUACAAGAAUGCAACUGAAUAAAGAGAUCAAGCAUUAAAGUAAUUUAAUAAAGUAACAGUUUUCAUUGAAUUCAGGUAUAAACAUUAUUCAAAACAUACACUGCGUCAGAUCCUUAAUGUGUACGAAAGGACACAGCAUAAUCUUUGAAAACCUUACUUGCAUCAUUAAGAGAUUGUAUGCAAGUGAUGAAUAUCGGGACAUUCGAGGAUAAGAAUUCAAAUUAUUAUCUAAUAUAUAAUGGAACAGUUUAUAUAUUUGAUAUUUGCAGAGUCUUGAGAAAAGUAAAGAUGUUCAUAAAUAAUAAAAUAGUCAAUAUACUAAUAUAUCGCAAUUGAUUUUUUGGCAUUUUGUAUCACUUCGAUGGAGGGAUGCUUGGUGUUGACAUCCAUAAAGUAUUUGGAUUGGAGGAUCAAACUCUAUGUCGAAUUGGCGCACAUCUACCAUUCCUUGCAAUCGAAGGCUUGUGCCUAUAGAACAAUAGAUUUGGGGUUACAAAAGGUUUAAGAAUUGAGAGAGUUGGAAGAAAUGGAUCCACCAUUGUAGGAUUACAUGGAUAAGAUCUUGAAAUAGAAUACAAGGUUGCUGAAGAUAUUAGAGUUAAAAUUUAAAUUGCAAGCAGGAGUGUUCACUAUUGAUUAAUGGAAAAAGAAGAUUGAGGAGUUCGGAUAGGACAAGGAAGCUAGAUGUUUGGCAAUUAUUGAAUCUUUGCGAUUUUCACCUCCAAAUUUAUCAAACACAGUUAAGUAAACACAUGUGGGCAAUUAGCUGAAAGAGUAAUUAGUGUAAGUCAGUUUUGACAUGCUAAAAAAUGAUAUGGAAAGGAUAGCAAUAGCAUUGGAAUAGUAGAUGGAUAAAAUUACAAAGACAGUUGAAUUUAAAUCAAAAAAUAUUUUGGAUGAAUUAGAGCGAAAUGAUAUGACCAAAAAGAGAAGAGAAUUCGAAGCCUCAUUAAUCAAAGAGAAAGAAUGGAGGGCUUUGGCAGAAGGGUUGCCAUUAGAAUAUUAGAUUGAAUUAGCACAUCAUGCCUAUGAUGUUGGAAAUACAAAAGUCUUUGAGGAUAUCAGCAAUUCAGCUUAUGUCAGGUGUAAAUAUAGAAGAAUUGAAGUUCCAUAUAUCUAAGAUGUUAACAUAUUGAUUAGUACUAAUCCUUAUCCAAAUAUUCCUAAUGGCUAUGAUAAGAUUUAAAUUGAUAUUAAUGAAGCUAAUCUUAGAACCGAAUUGAAACGACUUAGAAAUAAGAAUAAAGGUGAUUAGCAAUAGUAAUAACAGCAGACUCAAAAGAAGGAUGAGAAAAAGGAUAAUAAAAAGCAACCAUAAUAGCAAGAGUAAGAAAAACAAUAGACCGAUUAAGUGGGAUUAGGAGUUCAGGCUACAGAUUCGGAACUAGCAUAGAUAAACCAUAAUUAUAUUUACUUGGUUUAUAAGAAAUCUAUGACUCCUGACAAUGCAAUUUAUGAAAUUGAUGUUGUUAUGGCAGAUGAAGAAUAAGGACCUAUUGAGAAAAUGAAUUAAGGAUAUCGGGCAAUUGCCAUACCUAUUAAACAAUACACAGGAGUCAGAGAAAAAUACAAAACCGUUCCGUAUUUGUUACUAAAACACACUAUGAAUGAGUUAAACGAUGAGAAUGAAAAAAUGUCAUUGUUGGUAGGAAUUAAGCCAUUAUUUGGUAAGAAUCCUCUCAUUAGACCAGAUUUUGGAUAUCAGAAAAUAAAUUUAGAUCUCAGAUAAACUCCAAAAGAGUUUAUUAGAAGUCCUGGUAUGGAUUACAUCUAUAUUACAUACAAAACAGAUAAGUAUUAUUUCGUAAAGGAAAGAGAGUUAUAAAUAUUGAUUCAUUUCAUUAAAUUAGAAAAGUCAUAUCAAAAGGAGGUCUCUUCUAGUAUAGAGGAUGACAGUAGAUUAGAAUUGGAAAUAUGUUAUGAUUUAUAACACCUUAAGGAUUUGAUGGACAUGAUAAGCAGCUGUCUGGUUGGACCGUUGGGAAUCCACUUCUUAAAAGAAAAAAGAGAUUUUCUAUCUUAAUUAGUGUUCUUACUCUGGAGAAAAUACUACUUACCACCACUCUAUUAAAUGCAAUUUAUCUAAGAGUUAUUAAUUACUUAAGAGCUGAGUAGGUAGGAUUAUAGCCGUUACGACAAGGUGAUUCAAUAGGCAAGAGAGAUCUUUAAGAAUGGAUUGUUAGUGUUGAAUGAGAUUCUAUUCAAGAUCCCCUAUGUGGACAUCAUUUUGUUAUGCAAGGUGAAUUUGUCACUUGCUAAAUUUUUGGAGGAGGAGAAAGAAGCAUCAGUAGCUGAGGAGAAUUUGAAAAUUUGCAUUGAUAGGAUAAUUCAGCAUAGGAAUUCAUUAACAGUGAGAGGUGUUGAUUCUUAAAAAGAUUUAUUCUUACCAUUUGCAGCCACAUGUUCAAAUUAUAAAAUAGAAGAAAUGAUGAACAGAAUGAGGGAGGCGUGGAUUAAUCAGAAGAAUUAAAUAAAUAGAGAAAUUAGAAUAAAAAAUAGAUCAAAUAACAAGAAAUAGCAGUUAGAAGAUGAUGAAUUAAAUGAGGAGGAAUACGAAUUACUCGAAGCAUAUCAAUCUUUAUUGGGCGAUGAUAACAAAGAUACAAGUACUUUCUAAAUCUAAUAAAAAAUAAACGAAACAGAUUUAAUCAUAAAUGCAUUACAUGCAGAUCUAACUGUUGCAUUGUAUAGAUGUCAAUUAAAAGCAGGAUUAGAUCUCUAGAAGAAUUCAAUAAAGAAGAACUCUUUGGAAGAAGAAGUAGAAGGAGUCUCAUUAGCUAUUCAAAAAAAGAUGUCAAUAAUGUAAGGAGAAACAGCCCAAACUAUUAAGAAGAAUGUCAAUCAAUUAUAGAGUACACUUUAAAAAGAGGGCAAAUUGAAACCGCCAAAGCCUGUGAUCCAUUAAUUCGAAACUGAAAUAAUGAAUCAAGCCAACAAAAAUCCUUAUGCCAACUGUUUAUUGUACAUGCUUCUUGCUAGUGUGAAGUAGAAAUAAACAGAAUAACGAUCGUUUUUAGUAGAUUCUCUGAAAUUCUUGCAACAAGCUGAGAAAGAGGAGCAAUUACACAUAGAAAAUGGGAUCAAUGAUGCAAUCUUUGUAAUGUCCACUUUAUGUGAUAACAUUGACACUCAAAGCACCUCCAAUAAUGUAUUCCCAUAUUCUAUGUUGUUCAAUCCAUUAUACAUUAAAUCUACAUAGGUACCUCGUAAACCAAUUUUAAUUAGUAGGAAUUCUGAAUCUGUUACUUUUAAAUUGCCACCUUUCAAACCAAAAUUAUUGGAUAUGAUAGCCAUUGAUUAAGCGAAAAAGACCAUAACAAGUAUGGCAAUAUUUGGAAAAAUAAGUGCAAAUGGAGUCAAUGUGUCACUCACUUGUAAUGAUCUUAAUAACACUGGAAUUAGAUAGAAGAUAGGAGCAAUAGUUACGAUGAAUGGAUUAAAAAGAAAUGAGAAAUAUUGUUUUGCUGUUGCAGCUUAUGAUGGUACUGAAGGUGUAUCAAAUGGAAUAGGGGAAACAGGAGACGACAUCACAACAUUGCAUCCAUUACCUUUGCCUUUGUUAGCAUCGUAUUUAUGCAAAGUAGCUUAUCAAUUAUCUAAUUUUGACAUUUGUGAAGAGGCAGCUGAUUUUUGUAUUACCUAAUUUACAGAAGAUAGUGAAUUUAUCGAUCGUCAAUUACACAACGAACUUAAUCCGAUUCACAUCAAAAGGUUACUCUAAUAGAGAAUUAAAUCAGUAAGUUUGAUGGAAAUAUAAAAUUUGACAGAAACCUUUUUAAUCAAAGCAAAAUGUCUAUAAAAGAAAAUUGUGAAUACUGGAACCUAGGCUUAGAAACACUAAGUAUUGUUACGAAUUUGCAAUUAUCUAUUGCUUUCAUUAGAGACUUCUUUAAGUUGCAGACACUUCACAAUUGCCAAAAGAAUUGUGGCUGAAUUGUACAAUAUGCUAGAGUCAUUCUAGUAAGAAAAACCAUUAUAAGUAUUCCAUCUGUUGCUUAAGGCAUAAAUUAUUAUAGUUGAAAUACCUAAACAAUAUUGGGAUUCCAAUCUACGUAUUCUAUCAGCUAAAUUUACAUAUGAAAUAUUAAAAGUAUGUAUGAAACUAAAUGAAAUCACUUUAGGAAGAAGAGUCAUAACUGCGGAAUUGCAAUCAUUUAAUCGAAAGUGGUAUUAAGUACCUAAAAUAAUUAUGAUUGAAUAAGUGGAAGACACAAAGAAGGAUACCAAAAAGGAUGUCAAAAAGGGAGGUAAACCAUAACAAGUAGAUGAACCUGUAUAACCUCCUAAAUAAGUACCUAAAUUGAUUAGAGAACUUUAUGAAGUGAACUCUACUGUUUAAGACUUUUUGGAAGAAACUCUUUUGGCUAUGAAUGAUGAAUUUGGGGAUUAUGUCCCUUCCUUUGUUGAAAAGUGGAAAGAACAAAUUGAUUAAUUGAUACCAUACAUGGAGAAUCCCUCUGAUCAAAUAGACAAAAUAUUUAGUGAAUUAUCAAUUAGAUUAGAAUAUUGGGAAUGCAUAAAAGACUUAUCUACUGCUACUUAAAGACUGCCAAAAUAGCAUCCAAUUUAUCUAGAAAUGCUAUGUAAAUUGAUUAGGAGAAUGAUUUAAAGUAACAUAGACUAUAAAAUUAUUCAACCCCUUGCUGUUUUUAAUGAUCAAUUUUAACCUAGUGUUGGUAUAUCCAAUGAUAUCACUUCAAUUUAAUAAAAAUGUAUUCAAUUGGACAUCGAAUUUUAUCCUGCGCUAUUGCCAGAAUUGAUUGAAGACAAGAAAACCAAUAAAGUAGGGAAUGAUGAUGCCAUUCAACUGUUCGAGGAGUAUAACACAAAAAAGGCUUAAUUAUAUGAGCAAUUAAAGAUUGAGGGUUAAACUAUAAACAGAUUUGGAAUCAUGUCAAAGGCAAAAAGAUUUGAGUACGUUUAAUUGUGGAGAAGUGAGUUGAGCUUUUUGAAAGCCAUCUUAUCUUACAAAAGCAAUAGAAUCAGACUAGUUGAUGUAGAUUGUUUUGUAUCUGUCUUUAAUUUAGAUAUUGAACACUUGAAAGAGCAAAUCAAUGAACAUGAAUCCCAGAAGCAGAUUAAAUAAUAAUAAUAAGCACUUUAGCAAUAAAAAGAAUAACAAUUAUAAUAGCUUUAAUAAUAGGCACAAUAAAAGUAACCACCUGCAAAAUAGCCUCCAGGAAAAUAAUAAGUGUAAUAGCCAGUUGUUGAAUUAAGCGAGGAGGAAGAAUUGAUUUAGUUAUCGACUCAAAUAAUUAAAAAUGUUGCAGAUGCUUGUGGAUUUGCUGUUUGGAGUAAACAAUACAUUGUUAUGUUGAACCAUGUUAAAUUCUUGUAUAAUUUCUUAUUAAAAGAACAAAUAACUCCAUUCAUUCACCAGGGACAAUGUUGGUAAGACUUGUGUUUCAUUGGAAAUUGUAUAAAUAUGCUCAUAAGAGAAGUCAAGGAUCAUGGUUGGUUCUAAGUUAAAGAACAGGCGGAAAAUGAAUUGGCAUUGCAACCUCAUUUGCCAUAAUAAGAUUAUGUAUUUGAGCCACCUUUGCCUAAUACUGAACCAAUCAGACCGUCCUUGCUUACUUAGUUGUCUAAGGACUGCUGGUUCAGUAAGUACAAAGAGAUGGACUUAUUGGCCAAUGUUAUGGCAUAUAUUGUUUAAUCUUUGAUGGUGGAGUAGAAGUGGAAUAGUUUGAUUGGAAUAUCAAGGUAGUUUUGUAAUUUGACCACUCAUUACUAUUCUUAAUAUAUUUUACCAUUUACAAUUCAUGCGUAGACCAUUCUAUUCAAAGAAUCCCAGAAUAAAACUUAACUAAAACAGGAGGAACUUAAUGCAAGGACACAAGCAUUUUAAGUUUGGGAAUAAACAAAGAAAAAGAAAACUAGAUCAUCAUUAUUAACACAAGAAAUACCCUAGGAAGAAUAGGAUUAUCGUGCAGAUAGAGAAAUGCUGUUGUAAUAAAUUCAUUUGCUAAAAUAAAAACAAGAUUUCAUUGAGAAUUAAUUAAAAGUAAGUGAGAAACUAAUCUAAGAAAUAAAUAGAGAUGCCAAUUAGGCAUUAGAAAACCUGAAACAGGCACGUAAACUCUAUGAAAAAUUUGCUAUUGAUGACGAAUUGUUGAGUAAAGAAAGUAUACAAUUAGAAUUUAAUUCUGAAUUAUUUUUAUUAAAAUAGACCACUAUGGAUAAGAAGCAAUUGUAAUUGAUGGAUCAAACUUUGAAAUAAAAGAAGAAGAAUCACAAAUAGUUUGGUAUGUAGGUAAUAUCCAAAUACAAACUAACUUGUGAGUUAUUGCAUAAGAGGCAAGAGAAAUUUGCAUAGGCCUUGGCUUUGAAAGAAUUGGGAUCCUUGAAUUUUGCAAUGUAGAAUUAUGCUUAGGCUGAGGAAUCUUGGAGUGAGAGUUUGGAUACUAUAUUUCAAAGAAUUUUUGUAUUGAAAAGUAGUGCAUUCAGAUAGAUAAUACAGGAGUGCAACAAAAAUAAUUAAUUGCUUGCUCAAACUUAUGGCAUUUAAUAAUGUUUAAUUGGAGUUACAUUGUGUUCCAUAUUGGCUUAUAAUUGUUAUUAUGCUAAUUGUCAUCAACAGAGAGAAAGUGCAAUUCUAGCAUCUGAAUUAGUGUCUUCAGUGUUGAAAUUAUAAAUGACUAACGGAUUGGAUUGGCAAGCUUUUAUUCAUUCAAAGGAAGUUGCUAUUGGUAAUAUCUUUAAUGAUAGAUAUGUAUUGGAUCCAGCUGAAUUGGCUUUGUCUUGUGAAAGAUGUGCUUGGCUAUUAUUGGAUAGAGAUGAAGCUCUAAGGGCUGUCCCUCUAAUUAAUUUACUUGGUGAAUUGAGCAAUCGUUUAUAAAGUAAUUUCUAUUCAGUGCGUGCUAAGCUUUUAAGAUCUAUAGCUUUUUCAUCUAUUGGAUAUAUCAAUUAAGCUUAUUAGUCUUUACUAUAAAUUGCAAACGAGAAGGAUCUGCCAGAUUAAUCAAGUUCACUUUGGCAAUCCAGAAUUUCUGGUAAGUGGUGGUAUUCAAAUUUAGAAUGGAAUAAUUCAAUCCCUCCGUAUGAUGAGAAACACACAUAACUAACAGAAAAGAUACUUAAAGAAUUGGAGUUAACCAGAGAAUUUGGUUUGAAAUAUGGAUUGUAGAAUGAGAAUAUAUUUAAUUAUGCUGUUGCUGUCUUAGUCUAUAAUAUCCAUUCUGGAGAUAUAAUUGAGAAAUGGGAAAUUAAUGAUUUAAGGUGUAAAUUCUUGAUAAAAGUUGAAUCCAUAUUGAGAAACACUUUGAAUAAGUUGAAUUAGGAAGAAUAAAUAGAAUAAAGAAUAUUGACUAAACCAAAGGAGGAAAUUUUAGCUGAUCCAAAAAUGGAAGACUAUUUUCACUUAUAAGGAACAUCUAAAUAAGUUGGAGUCACCAACAAUUAGGAAGGAUUGACAUACUUAUAAAAAAGAGAAGAGAGAAUGUACAUGAUGGCAAGGUCUAGGAAUUUGAUGGCCAAAGUCAAUGUUAGUAUGGGUUAAAUUACAAGAGCAUUGUAUAUAUUCAAGUAUGCAGUUGAAAAUCUUUAUACUUACACACUUGAGUUGUCAACCAACGAGAAUGGUGAGGAAGUGGAAAAUUUGCCAUGGGAUUAAUUGAAACCUUAAGGAGUAGUAGAGGAUAAGAAAGGAGCUAAGAAGGCACCCGAGAAGAAAGGAAAGGAAGGCAAAGAAUCCAAGGAUAAACCUCUUGCAGAUGAAGUACCUGCUGUGAAAACGGAUGCAUAACUAAAAUUGGAAGAAACUAUCCUAUAAAUUGUUGAAGCUAGAAAAACUAGACAUUCAUUAAAUAUUUUUUAUUGGAUCAAAUUAAGAACCGAAUUGACGCUGCUAUUAUAUAGACACAAUAGGCAUGAGGAAGCUUUAGAGUAUAUGGAAGCCUUGAUGAACGAUUGCAAAUAAUUUAAUGACAAUUACCAUCAAAGAUUGAUUAUUGAAUAUCAAGCAAGAAUUCAAUUUAAGAAAGGAAAAUAAGCUGAAUCCAUAAAGAAAUUUAAAGAGGCUAUAGAAAUUGGCUAAAAGAACUUCCAUUAGGACCCUCAAAUGAUUGUACUGUAUGGUGAUCUUGGAGAAAUCUAUCAUGAAAAAAAUGAGUUUCAAGAAGCAAAAUAACAAUUUUAUGAUGCCUAUCAAAUGGCUGAAUAAUUAAUGUAGAUGAUCAACUAUGGAUAUGGAGUAGUGCCUAAUUGGAAUCAUAAAUGUGGGCAGGAGAAGAUUUAAAUUUGCUAGGAUCUGUGUGUCCCUUUGGAAAUAGAAUAGGAGAUACUAAAAAAGACUGAUAAAUAAAUCAAAACAACUAAGAAAGAUGAGAAGAAGAAGGAUGACGGAAAAGUAGUUAGAAAGGGAGCUGAUAAGUAAACAAAAAAAGAUAAUAUUGAUAAACCGCAAAUGCCCAUUAAGGGAUUAAAUUAAUUACCUAACUUUAAUUUUAUUUAACCUACUAAACUCACUUACACUACUGUGGAUAUCGAUACAAUCAAUAAUACAUAAUACCAAUAUAAUUGCUAUUUAAAGAACCUUGAAUUAUGGUAGAGAGCAUCAUUAAGAUAUGUUGAUAUAAUGAUUACUUUGAAUUAAGCCAACGAAAAUUCUAGUGUUUCUAUAGACUCAUAGGAAUCAUCAGUGGUUUCAGAUUCAGAAAGUGAGAAAUCCUCAGUUAAAGACAUCUUUGAUAUAAAUGUAAUUAGUGAAAUUGUUAAUAAAAUUGAUACUUCAAUUAGUAAGAGUAUCAAUGUACCUAUUAGUUUCAGAUUAGAAUUGUAUUAUUUGUAAAGCAAGAUUUAUAAAAUGAGAUUUGUUUAAUUAUUAUUAAACUUACAACAAAAGUACUUUAUGAAGUACUUGUCUGGUAAAAAUAAGAAAUACGCUGAUUUCUAUGAGAAAAGGCCUCAUCGAGAUCUUGUAAGGAAUAAAUACUUUCUACUUGUGCCUCCCUUCUGUUAAUUGCUCAAGGAAUAGGGUUUGCAAUAUUUGAUGCAAGCCAAAGAAAGUUUAUUGAAAGCCAUCAGUGUAAUUAGAGGAGAGGCAGUUUUAUUUGAAUUCAAUAGAAAACCAGAAGAAAUCUUGGUUGCCAUGGCUGAGAUUUGUUUAUUUAUAAGAGAAUAUCGUGUCAGGCAAGGGUAUAGAUAUGUGAAGGUGGAUUAUUUACAAUCCUUAAUCAAUUCUAAGAGUAAUAAUUAUUAUUAAUAGUUUAGACACUGAACAAAACAAGAUAGAUUUAGAAUAAUAAUUGAUUAGUAUGGAAAGAUCAGAUAGAUUGGAAUAACUCAAUUUAGAAUUAGAAGCACAAAGUUAUCUCAAAUAUGCCAUUGAAUUAGUUAAAGCAAGACAAGAACUCUUGGAAAAUUUUGCAGCAGUUGCACUUACCCCAUUACCUGAUGUGAAUAAAUUGGCACUUGAAAUUUAUACUGAGAUAAUCGAAUAGGACUAUUAAUAUAAGAAAAAAUACAAUCCAAUGUUAUUUGAUGAAUCCAAAAAGAAAGUUGGUGUAUCAUCAAUGGAUGUUUUACAAUUCAUUUAAAAAGUAUGGAGAGAAGCGAAAGUAAUGACCUUUAGUGGAGCAUAUUUACAAAGAAUGAUUUCUAAAACUCAUCGUUUCUUAAAGUUGCAUAUGUAAUCUUACCAAAAAUGUUUGAUAACUUCAUUAGAAGUGGCUCCUAAAAAUGAUGUGAAUGCAGUGUUCAUAGAUGAAGGCACUAUUGUUACUAAAUUAUUGUAUAAUCCAGUUGCACAUGAAUUUAAGGUCCUUUAUGUUUUAGGUGGACUUAAUAAGGAUAAAAUUAUUACUUCAUUAUAGAAAGAAGAGAAAGAUAAAUUAAUCAUUUCAGAAGAGAAGAAUGUUUUAUAUGGUAACAUCUAUAUUACUGAUGCAAAUAUUUCGAUGCUUAUGUAGGAUGCACUCAAUUUGCAAUCUAAAAUGAAGGAAUCAGAUUAGCAAUCAUAAAAAAUGAAGGAAAGAGACUACAAACAUCAUAAAAAAGCAUUUUAUAAACUAAUUGAAUAAAUAGGAUUCUAUUUCUUCUAAAAGCCAAGUAUCAUUAUUAUCCAUAUUUUAGGUACAAUCUAAAUGUAAAAUGGCUAAGCACCUGAAUCCAUUAAAAAGUCUGUAGCAUUCAAAAAAUCAGAAUCCUUCAUGUAAGAAUAAAAUGAACCAGAUAUUCUUUCUAAGUAUGAAGCAAUAGUCCCAGAAUUAACUCAUGAUAACAUUGCUAUAUUGAUCAACUUAUUCAAUGAUUAAGGAGUAUUGUCCAUUAAUCAUAACUAUUUAGCAAUAUUAAGAUAUUUCCAUCAUUAAAAAUAUAAGUGA